Molecule: messenger RNA, 2341 nt
Organism: Nyctereutes procyonoides (raccoon dog)
Lineage: Eukaryota; Metazoa; Chordata; Mammalia; Carnivora; Canidae
Product: olfactory receptor 1F1-like
Biological process (GO): G protein-coupled receptor signaling pathway
Cellular component (GO): membrane
Molecular function (GO): olfactory receptor activity; G protein-coupled receptor activity
Source: RefSeq, a predicted model, not a curated record
CGGGUUCAUGCCCUGAGCUGAAGGCAGACGCUCAACCAGAGCCACCCAGGCGUCCCUAUGGGGCAAGGAAACGAGAGAAGGGCUCAGGCCAUGAACUUCUGCUUCUCACUCAUUGAGGAUCUACCAAUAUCUCUAAUAGUCUCCAGACUUUACAGUAAAGAAAAGCAUUGGUUGGUUCCCCAAAGGUGAAGAGCCCUUGAUAUCAACAAUACCAAUUUCUUCCAGAUCCAGGGAAUGAUAGAGUCCUGAACCCAUCAGCUGGAGCUUGAGAUACACUCAGUAAUAACUGUUUUACUUGUCCCGUCCAUGAGAGGGGCAAACCAGUCAAGUGUCUCCGAGUUCCUCCUCCUCGGGCUCUCCAGGCAGCCCCAGCAGCAGCAACUUCUCUUUGUGCUCUUCCUGAGCAUGUACCUGGCCACCAUCCUGGGAAACCUGCUCAUCCUCCUGGCCAUCAGCGUGGACUCCCGCCUGCACAUCCCCAUGUGCUUCUUCCUCAGCAACCUGUCCUUUGUGGACAUCUGCUUCUCCUCCACCACUGUUCCCAAGAUGCUGACCAACCACUUACUUGGCACUCAGACCAUCUCCUUCUCUGGCUGUCUCACACAGAUGUACUUUGUAUUCAUGUUCGUGGACAUGGACCAUUUCCUCCUGGCUGUGAUGGCCUAUGACCACUUUGUAGCCAUAUGCCACCCCUUACACUACUCAACAAAGAUGACCCACCAGCUCUGUGCCUUGCUGGUUGCUGGGUCGUGGGUCAUUGCCAACCUGGAUGUCCUACUGCAUACCCUGCUGAUGGCUCAACUCUCAUUCUGUAGAGACAAUGCCAUCCCCCACUUCUUCUGUGAUGCGAUGCCCCUCCUGAAACUCUCCUGCUGACACACACCUCCUGCUGAGGUGAUGAUUCUUUUUGAAGCAGGGUUGAUCAUGAUCACUCCCUUUAUUUGCAUCCUGGCUUCAUAUAUCCGCAAUACCUGUGCUAUCCUGAGAGUCCCAUCCACAAAGGGAAGAUGGAAAGCCUUCUCCACCUGUGGCUCCCACCUGGCUGUGGUUUCUCUCUUCUAUGGUACCAUCAUUGCUGUGUAUUUCAAUCCUUUAUCCUCCCACUUAGCUGAGACAGAUAUAGCAGCUGCUGUAAUGUUCAGUGUGGUGACUCCCAUGCUGAACCCCUUCAUCUACAGCCUGAGAAACAAGGACAUAAAAGGGGCUCUUGGAAAAGUGCUUGCUAUGAAAUUUUUUCUACUUGGUAAUGAAAUGGGCUAAGAAAAUCUUGGAGGGAACUAAUUAGAUCAUGUAUUUUUUUUUCUAUUGUGCAAAACUUAGUUAUUGUCAUUGGUAAGAGAAUAAUUCUAUUAUGAGAAUUAUUAUCAUUAUGGGAAUUGGGAGGUCAAACUUGAUCUAUUUGCUUUGGGAUAAAGAUGGAAAGAGAGAUCCUAUACCAAAUAACCUGUUACAAUUGUCAGUGACCUCCAGCCCAAACCCACAAUGAACAUACAUCUUGUUGAAUAAUUCUGGUUUAUUAGGCUCACCAAGGAGAAUACAUACCAUGGGCAAUAGUGAGGCAUGUUAGCAUGUUAGUAGGAAGGGACUAAAAAAAAAAAAAAAAAAGGGAAGGGACUAGACAGGACUUACUAAAAGACUUAAGUUUGCGUGAGGUGAAUUUAGUGAGGAUAUAAGGAAUUGAGUCUGUGCUCUGGAUUACAUACUAUCACGUAGUGGUGACGAUUCUGAUUGAGUAUUCUGAAAAUAUUUUAUCUAGGAGGGGCUUCUGGGUGGCUGAUUAAGUUAAGCAUCUGAUUCUUGAUUUCUGCUCAGUUCCUGAUCUCAGGAUGGUGAGAUCAAGCCCUGUGUCGGGCUCUGCACUCCAUAGGGGGUCUCCUUGAGACUCUCAUUUCUCUCUCCCUCUGUACCUUCCCCCUCACCUUGCCGCGCUGCUUACACACACACACUCUCUCUCUCAAAAAAAUUUAAAAAAUACUUUAGGAGGGAAGAGUAGAUUAAGGCCAAAGCUUUGAUUAGUGAAGAAGUACCAGUGACUCAUAUCAGACAGUGUAGGGGAAGGAGUUUGGUCAUCUCUGUGGCUUGGACAGUGUUCAUAUUUUUGUGUUCAGACAUAAUUAUAGUCUCUUUUUGCCCCGAUCCUUAACAGUCACAGAGUAGCCUUGUGUGGUACUGAUAUUCUGCGUGUUCAUCAGGAGAGCACCAACCUGGCUGUGGUUAGGGCUGUGAAUUCACCUAGCUGUGAAUACCAGGAAACUCCUGGGUGUCAGGGCUGAUUUCUCUUUCUCACGACAGAGACACAGAGAUAGGAUCACAUCUUACUGGAGGGCCAGAGUGGUGUUGG